Molecule: messenger RNA, 1741 nt
Organism: Oreochromis niloticus (Nile tilapia)
Lineage: Eukaryota; Metazoa; Chordata; Actinopteri; Cichliformes; Cichlidae
Product: Fc receptor-like B
Exons: 2
Coding region: 951-1409 (152 amino acids)
Biological process (GO): immune response; cell surface receptor signaling pathway
Cellular component (GO): external side of plasma membrane
Molecular function (GO): 2-oxoglutarate-dependent dioxygenase activity; transmembrane signaling receptor activity; methyltransferase activity
Source: RefSeq, a predicted model, not a curated record
UGUGGUUAAAAGAGAGAGAAGCACAACGCCACCUCCAUCUCACUUCCUUUCAUGUGAACUGCUCUCACUAACAGGAAAACAAAACCUAAUGUUCUGACAUAACAGGUCAUCACCUCAUCAAUCAUUGUCCAUUAAAGCUCUCUGAUUCUUCCCCAUGAAAGCAAAUCAAAGAGCUUAUUUUUAAUAAAAUCACAUUCAUAUUUACUUCAUAUUAGAUAUUAGAACUUUGAUUUAAUAGAAAACCCUCAUACUGAUGAGUGAAGAGGAAACCACAGUCACAGAGGGAGGAGGAAGAGGAGGGUGUGCAUAGAAACUGAUCACUUAGAAAAUUUUAACUUACCAAGUGUGAAGAUGGGGGAAGUUUCUGUGCUGCGGCUGCUCUACGAUGUCAUAUCUCACCUGCUUCACACAUCCCUGAGUCACCUGGACACUGGCAGAGGGAAUUAUGUCAGGAUGCUGUUCGUGGACUACAGUUAAGCAUUCAACACAAUAAUUCCCUCUAAGCUUUUCACCAAGUUGACGGAUCUAGGACUCAGCUCAUCACUGUGUCAGUGGAUCCUCAACUUCCUCACAGACAGACCCCAAUCAGUGAGGGUGGGAAAACAAGUCUCCCCCUCCAUCUCACUCAGCACUGGAGUGCCUCAGGGCUGUGUUUUAAGCCCCCUGCUGUACUGUACACUGUACACUUAUGACUGUGUAGCCACAUCAGACACCACCUCCAUUGUCAAGUUUGCUGAUGACACUGUUGUUGUGGGCCUGAUCUCUGACAACAUCGAGACGGCCUACCUGGAGGAGAUUAGGAACCCGGAGAACUGGUGCCAGGAGAAUAACCUCCUCCUAAACGUCAGCAAGACUAAGGAGCUGAUCGUGGACUUCACUACAAAGCAGGCGAGGAAUUACAAGCCCCUCAUCAUCAGUGGCACACCAGUGGAGAGAGUGGACAGUUUCCAAUGGGUGUCCACAUCACUCAGGACCUGUCAUGGUCCUGUCACAUCAACACCCUGGUUAAGAAAGCCCGUCAGCGUCUCUUCUUCCUCAGAAGACUUAGAGACUUCUAUCUGCCACUGAGGGCGCUCAAGAACUUUUACUCCUGCACCAUCGAGAGCGUCCUGACGGCAAACAUCUGCACCUGGUUUGGGAACAGCACCAAGCAUGACAGACGAGAUCUGCAAAGAGUGGUGCGCUCGGCCGAACGCAUCAUUCAAGCAGAGCUCCCUGACCUGCUGUCCAUCUACACCAAGCGGUGCAAGACCAAAGCUAGGAAGAUUAUGAUGGACCUCUCCCAUCCCAACAAUGGACUCUUCUCACUGUUGAGGUCUGGGAAGCGCUUCCGCUCCCUUAAGGCCAAAACAGAGAGAAUGAGGAGUAGCUUCUUCCCCCAGGCUAUUCGGGCCCUGAACCAGGUGUAGGACUGGACUCUCCCACACACAUCACUAUAAAACUGGACUCUCACACAUCACAUCACCACACGCACUCUGGUUUUCUUUAUGCACACUUCCUAUAUUUUAUAAUCUUUAUAAUCUCUUCCUGCUAUUUGCACAUUUUUUUUACUGUAAAUUUCUAAGUUAAUUUGUAAAUUUUUGUAGUAACCUGUAAAUUGUAAAUACUGUAAAACCACUGUCAUUUAAUGGUCGGGCAUGGCAGAGCUACAAGCAUUUCACCCCCAUGUCAUACUGUGUAUGGUUGUGUGUGUGUGACAAAUAAAAUUUGAAUUUGAAUUUUAAUACAUUUUAAUACUGUU